Molecule: messenger RNA, 1610 nt
Organism: Hippopotamus amphibius kiboko
Lineage: Eukaryota; Metazoa; Chordata; Mammalia; Artiodactyla; Hippopotamidae
Gene: GOLGA7B
Product: golgin A7 family member B
Exons: 4
Coding region: 111-665 (184 amino acids)
Biological process (GO): protein targeting to membrane; peptidyl-L-cysteine S-palmitoylation
Cellular component (GO): palmitoyltransferase complex
Source: RefSeq, a predicted model, not a curated record
CCGGGCCCCUUCUCGCAGCCGCCAGCCCACCUGCUCCCCCAGUCAGCACCGCGGACAAACCCCCUCGACGGGCCCCGCAGCGGGCUCGGAGAGGUCAGCGCCCCCGGAACAUGGCCACUGAGGUCCACAAUCUGCAGGAGCUCCGGCGAAGUGCCUCGCUGGCCACCAAGGUCUUUAUCCAGAGAGACUACAGUGAUGGGACCAUCUGUCAGUUCCAGACCAAAUUCCCCCCAGAGCUGGACAGCCGGAUCGAGCGGCAGCUCUUUGAGGAGACUGUGAAGACCCUCAACAGCUUCUACGCGGAGGCGGAGAAGAUUGGGGGCAGCUCCUACCUCGAGGGAUGCCUGGCCUGUGCCACGGCCUACUUCAUCUUCCUCUGCAUGGAGACCCACUACGAGAAGGUUCUCAAGAAGAUCUCCCGCUACAUCCAGGAGCAAAACGAGAAGGUCUUCGCCCCUCGCGGCCUCCUGCUCACAGACCCCGUGGAGCGUGGGAUGCGGGUCGUAUCCUUCCUGAUGUUCCUUGUGAGGGCGCAGAGCUGCCAGCCAGCGGGGCCCCUGGUGAGGCUGCCAGGAAAUGGGGCCACCCUCGGGGCAUCUGCUCAGGGGUAUCCUAGGGUUCCCCACACCCCUGGUCAUCGGCCUCCCUCCCUCACCAUAAGUUAGUGCUGUUUGUGGAUUUUAAGGUCUGCUUUUAUUGAGCUGCAUUUAAUCAGUGCUUAAUCCAUGCCAGGUAUCAUAGUAAGCGCUUUGAAAUAUGAAUUCAUGUACUUCUCAUAAGAUCCCUACAAAGUGGGUAACUUCUUAUUGCCUUUGUAGCUGAGCCUGGCUCAGGGCUGCCCAGCUGGUGAUCGCCAGAGCCAGGCUCUGUGUGCAGGCCCACUCUUCACUGCACUCACACGUAACCCUCAUUGAAGCCCACGUGGCAAGUCCUGUUGUCCCCCUUUCACAGAUGAGAAAAGUGAGGUCUCGGUGGGCGGCUGACCCUCGAGUGGGUUAUAGGUCUGCUCACUCCACCUGGUCAAGGUGUACACACAUCCUACCUUCCAGUCAGCAGCAGGGAGUAGAAUUGUUUAAAAAUAACUUUUACUGGAAAAGUGAGAGGAAAAAGAGUAAAGAAUCUCACACUUACGAAGCCCAAGGAGAGGCACUUCUUGUCACUGAGUCUUUACUAUGUGCCAAGUACUGUGUUUAGUGCUUUACAUGCUUCAUCCUCGCAAUAACCCCAAGAUUCUAUUAUUAUCUCUGUUUUACAGAUGAGAUAAUUGAUGGGUAACAGGUGACGUGAUUGGUCAAAUGUCACAUAACUCGAGAGUGGGCACAUUGACAUUUGAACUCAGGACACCCAAGUCCUCACACUUCCUGUGCAGUAACACCCCCUCCCGGGCACAUCCUGGGAUACAGUGAUUAGACCCACUAGAAUGUAAGCUCCUGGUCCUGGCUGUGCGCAGGCGCCUCUGAGCUGCCCGAGCGCAGGUGUGAGGAGGGGCCUGGGUCUGGCUCCCCAGGCCUCCGAGUCCUUACUGUCUGGGGAGCAGCACCAGCUCUGUCUCCCGCGUCCCUGCUGGCCUUCAUCAGCCGGCUGCUGUCCGCUCGCAGCCCUCCUUAACG